Mytilus trossulus (common blue mussel) is the source of this 2992-nucleotide messenger RNA. Its product is annotated as sodium/mannose cotransporter SLC5A10-like. Bases 42 to 2825 code for a protein of 927 amino acids. The transcript is spliced from 15 exons. Gene Ontology annotation, cellular component: plasma membrane. NCBI's taxonomy places the organism in Eukaryota, Metazoa, Mollusca, Bivalvia, Mytilida, Mytilidae. The record is from RefSeq and is a predicted model, not a curated record. Gene Ontology annotation, molecular function: D-glucose:sodium symporter activity. Gene Ontology annotation, biological process: transmembrane transport.
AUAUCCGGUUUGCUGUAUGGACUGGUUGUUAGAAGUUAAAUAUGAAAGCGGGACUAGAUAAUUGGAUUGAUAUUUUGGUGCUAGUUAUUUACUUCAUUCUAGUACUUGCAGUUGGAUUGCUUUCUGUAUGUAGAAAAGGACGAGAUUCUGUUAAAGGAUAUUUCCUGGCGGGAAGAUCUAUGUUAUGGUUUCCUAUUGGAGCUUCUUUGUUUGCUAGUAAUAUAGGAAGUGAACAUUUUAUUGGUCUAGCUGGAAGUGGAGCAGCCUCAGGAAUAGCAGUCGUAGCAUUUGAAUGGGGUGCUGCGCUGUGUCUUCCUUUGCUGGGAUGGGUAUUUCUACCUAUAUAUCUAUCUUCAGGGGUAUUUACUAUACCAGAAUACUUGUCCAAGAGAUUUGGAGGAACCAGACUUAGAACAUAUCUCAGUAUACUGGCACUGUUUUUGUACAUAGCAACAAAAAUAUCGGUCGAUGUAUAUGCAGGUUCUGUAUUCAUACAACAAGCUUUAGGAUGGAGCACAUACCCAUCAAUCAUCGGCUUACUGGUUAUCACAGCAGUAUACACUGUUAUAGGUGGAUUAGCAGCUGUUAUUUUCACAGAUACUCUACAGACAAUUAUAAUGUUAACAGGAGCCAUAUCUCUUUCUGUUCUAGGAUUUAUUAAAGUUGGAGGAAUAAAUGGAUUAAUACCUAAAUAUAUGGAUGCGAUACCCGACAGCUUACGUUACGCAGAUAGUUUCAAUACAUCAUCGAAUAUAACUUCAAAUUUCACAAGUCAGUGUGGAUACCCAAGGCUUGAUUCUUUUCAUAUCAUCCGUAAUCCAGUAGACUCUGAUCUGCCAUGGCCAGGUCUUUUGAUCAGAAGUACUUUUAUAUCUACAUGGUAUUGGUGUGCUGACCAGGUAAUUGUACAACGAGCACUAGCUGCCAAAAAUAUUGGCCAUGCCAGAGGAGCCACAUUAAUGGCGGGGUAUUUGAAGUUUCUACCACUGUUCCUGAUAAUAAUGCCAGGAAUGAUAAGCCGUGUUUUGUUUACAGAGGAUGUAGCCUGUCAUGACCCGGAAACGUGUAUCCGAGUUUGUGAUAACCCAGUUGGAUGUUCUAAUGUUGCAUAUCCUAAACUUAUUCUAGGACUUGCUCCGACUGGGUUGAGAGGAUUAAUGAUGGCGGUAAUGAUGUCAGCCCUUAUGAGUUCUUUAACGUCCAUCUUUAACAGCGCCGCGACGUUAUUUACCAUGGAUUUGUGGACAAAAAUAAGAAGGAAGGCGACUGAUCGAGAACUCCUUAUUGUCGGCAAAGUAUUUAUAGUCAUCUUGGUUGGCAUAAGCGUUGCAUGGAUACCGCUAAUACAAAAUUCUCAGGAGGGACAACUUUUCCUGUAUAUUCAAGCUGUUACUGGGUACCUAGCACCACCCAUAUGUGCCGUGUUCUUGUUAGCUGUCUUUGUACCUAGAAUAAACGAAAAGGGUGCAUUCUGGGGAAUGCUGUCUGGCCAGAUAGUUGGGAUAACAAGAAUGGUAUUAGAUUUUGUGUAUCCAAGUCCCAAGUGUGGAACUGUCGACACUAGGCCAGAUAUUAUAUCGAAAGUUCAUUUUACAUACUUUUCGGCAGGAUUGUUAUUCUUUACUGGAAUCAUGGUGGUCAUACUAAGCCUGUUAACUAAACAAGGAGAAUAUCAGGUGGGAAGAUAUUUAACAUUUUGGUAUACACCAAGUAUAAAAAGUCCGUCCGAAAAGAUCAACUAUCAUAACCUAAACUACAGCACGUCAAAGUAUUCUAAUGAUAAGAUAUCAAAUACCAGAAGUUCUGUUCGUAAGAGAUGGUCAAUGACCGAAAAGUUACCUAACAUAAAUGAAGGUUUUGAUAUGCAGGAAAUAAAUGGUCCUCAGUUGAUACAAGAUACGACAAACAUAUAUGAAAGCGUUGUGACAGAAGAUUCAGUGAAGGAAAUGGUUGAAAACCACUACAACGAACUUGCAAACGAAUCGGUCAAAGUCGAUGCUAACAACAGUCAAGAAACUACUGACUAUGAACCAGUUGAUAAAGGUCAUGACACUGCUGAACCGUUUGAAGGAUACAAAUUAUUGCAAACAGAUAAUAGUACGAAUGAACCAACCGUUGGGUACGAAAUUAAUGACGAAAAUUCCAAGGACACCGACAGUAAUGAAAGCGAAGAUGGGAAAACUAAAGUUAAAUUCAGAGACGAUGAUGAUGGAGAAAAUGAACGUGUUCACAAACCCUUAACUAAGCGAAAUAGUAGAGUCUGGAAAAGAGAGGUAGAAAAACAGCCAGGAUGGCAGAAUUUUGUACAAGAGUUCACUAAAAAAUUAAACGAAGCUGACAAUAAGAGUACCAAAUUUGAAAGAAAUCAAAUGAGUGGAAAGAAUCUUCUAAAAACAGCCCCAAAACCUACAAAACCGGAAGAAAAAGAAGAAAUAAAAACUAAGGAACCUGAUCUUGAACAGACAAAAGAUAAAACAAUGCCAAUGGAAAAACCUCAAAGACUGACAGAACCAGAUCUUCCAGAUGAACAUAAAGAUACAGAUGACGGAGACAAAUCAGUACAAGCUUUACAUGACAAUACGGAUGGAUAUGCAAAUCAAACGCUAAAUCAAAAUUAUCCAGUUCAAGGUAGCAGAUAUUCUGGGAAAUUGUCAUUAGACAUAUUCAAAACACAGAAACCUGACAUCAUUGAAAUAGAUAUGAAAAAUGUUAAUUCAGAUGGUAGAGAAAAACUUUACAUUAAAGAUAGUCUAAAAUGGUUCUUGGACAUAAAUGCUGUGUUGUUAGUUUGUGUGUUUGUAUUUUUGUAUUUCAUAUUUCAAUAACGCUUGUGAAUAUUAUAAUCAAUAACUUUUAAACCAUGUUCAAACUCAAUGUUUAGAUUCCAAGAAGGACAAAAUCGGUUAAAAAACAGUUUGAAUUCAACAUUGUGAAAUUGAACGAAUACAUUUCAGCUUUGUCAUCCACAUUAUUUUAGACUGUAUAAUUUAUA